AUGGCCGGAGACCCCGAGAAGGCGCAGCGGUAUAUUGCUGCUCUGAACAAUGCGCGGUGUCAUGAUCGAUGGGAUGAAGUGCCCGAGUUGAUUCGCAAAGUUACAAAGCAUGCUCCGCAUAGAAAAUGUUAUAUAGAGACUGCAGCUGCCGAAAGCAAGAUUGUGGCCCAGGUCAAGGGACGACCGUCAACCGCGAGACCAACGAGCUCUACCCCUACUUCAUCGGUUUUGUCCGAACUAAUACCGUCGCUGCUGUCAAUCAUUGAAACCGCAGAUGGGUCACCACAAGAUAUAUUCCAAGCGCAGGCCUGUCUUGCAUGGCUACAUUGGACAUUGAACGAGCCAGGUCUGGCCCUGGCUCGUCUGCCUAAGGAUUACGGGGAUACAGUGAAUAGUCUCUCAACAACAGGCGGUGAAGAGCUCUCGCCAUGGACAGAGGUCUGUCUCGUAAGGGCGUGCUAUAUCAAGGGUGAGGAGGAAGUCAAGGCAGGCGGCGCCGCGCAGUCGAUUCUCACCGGCCCUGAUGACUCGCUUCCCACCCUGCACUCGAUUUUACCGUGGCUCAAUGGUCUAAAGCAGGCUCCUUCAUCUAGUCCACAGUUCUCCCAUUGGUCCGAGAAGUUGCUUGCCAAGGGGGCACUACUUGCGAAUGACAGCGAUGACGUUGAGGUCGCUCUGAAAUUCUUCAGGCUAUGGUCCGCUCACCCUCAAGUGAAGCAAGGCAUCGCCUCAAAUACUUUGCCUGUCGAUACUUCAAGUGAUGCUAUUUCAAGAUCAGCCGUCUGGAAAUCAUAUUAUUCCCUUCUAACCCAGAUUUUACAAGCCGAUGGGACCUAUUAUCCUCCGGCAGACGGUCCGGAGCGCCCACAACUCGCUAGCGAACUCAGGCGGGUAGAGGCCAUUUACGAAAGCUGUAUGAUGAAAGAAGUGAAGUUCCCUACCGCCAGCUCGUCGAACUCGCAGGUUGAGAUUUGGGUUGAGCAGGUAAUACGGAACUGGGAAGUCCUCUGUAGUCCUCAAUGGCGAGACGAGGAGCUAGGGGAAGGAGGCCAGAAUGCCGUUGGCCGGAAUGUUUUGGACAUCCUGUAUCGCGCUGCCACAAAGACCUACCAUUCUCACUUGGUCUUGCGCCGCCUAUUUCAUGUGCAUUCUUCUCUGGCAGAAUUUGAUCUUGCCAUGAAAGCAGUCGAUUCUUACAUUGAAAUUGUCACAAGUGCAAAAGACCGGGCAGAAAAGGCGGCGGAGUCUGGAGAACUCGAGGAUGAUGGCACGCUGGUCAAGACACUUUCUGAAGCAAUCUUCAUGCUCUGCUGCUUUGGUGCUGAAGAGGAAGCUGAAAAGACCAACACCCUGGUUUCAACAAUCAAAAAGUAUCUCAGCAAGCAUGUGCUUGUAGAUUCUCAGACAGGCGAGCAGGCAGGAAUUCAUGACGACGCUGAUACAAUACCCCCUUCGAUCGUUGCCUUAGCCUACCGCGCCAUUGGUGUUGGACUUGCUACGUGGGCUAAUUGGACUUGUGUUAAUGAGUCCCGAGAUGAUAUACGAGCGGAAGCUAUCGAAUACCUUGAGAGAAGUAUUGAGCCGGAACUAGGAGACCAGCACAACUGCUCGUCGCUCUAUACUCUCGCUCUCUUGCUGGCAGAGAGCCGAGACCUGGAUGGGGCUAUUGAUUAUGUCAAGUCCGCCUUAAGAUCUACCAACGAGUCUUCCGUCGCAUCCCAGCGCGACCUUAAUAAGACGAGAGAUCUUGUACCCCUUUGGCACUUACUUGCUCUGCUAUUGAGUGCUAAACAAGACUUCGAUAUAGCUGAGCGAUCCUGCGAAGCUGCCUUCGAAAAAUUUCCCACUGCCGUGGUGUCACAGGGUCAUCAUGAGCAUCGUGAGACGCGAUCUCUGCAGAAUCUGAGGGAGAACUACAACGCAGGCCUAAAAAAUACAAUCAUCGAGCAACUUCGGGGUCGUGAAAAGGAGCGUAUCAUCGAAACUCGUAUGACGCAGCUAGCGUUUCGUGAACUGCUAGAAGGACCGGAAACUGCCCUGAACCACAGUGACCAACUACUUCGCCUUUUCGUGACCUUGUUCGGCAGUCUGGAUCUGGACUCAGAGGACAGGAAAAAUGCACACUCCGAUAACCUUGUCCCUCCAAAGAGCUCUGCUGGUACAGUGAAGAGCUUCCGUGGCAGCAUUUUUGGGCGUCAAAAGGGAUCUCGGCUUGAAAACCGAGUUAUCGAAUCGGGUAGCGAUGUUAACGCAAUCAGCCCGGCACCGUCUUCGAUCAACAGUAGAGCGAACGAUUCCGAUGCACCUGUAAUCCAGGUGACCGAUGAGGAUCUUCAAGGCUCUCAUGAGCGCCCGCGAACUGCUGGUAGAAGUGACUCCACUAGAAAGUUGCAGAAACGGGGGAGUGUCAAAAAGUCGGGAGAUCCUCCGAUCUUCAUGAAUGGUGAGAAAGGCACCUCUACCGAACCAUUGGCCACGAAUGGCAAUGCAUCAGAUGAGAAGAAGGCACAAGAUACGCCUUCAGCGGGAGACGCCCGAAUUGCAAUUUCUAGCACCACUACAAGCCAAGCUCAAGGUGCCAAGCAGCCUUUGAAACCCAUUCAUAAUGGAAAACCCGAUGCCCACUCUACCCCUACAGGCCACCCGAAGCAGCCGCCCGAGCAGGACACUCGGCUGCCCACGUCAUAUAGAUUUGAUUCCCCCACCGCAGCAACUACGCGCUUCCCAGCUGGACAAGCACAGAAACAUGCGCUUGGAGUUCUCGUCAAAAUAUGGCUAUUUAUUGCCGGUUUGUAUCGGCGAGCGUCGCUUUUCGAAGACGCCAAUGAAGCCUGUGAAGAAGCCGUGAAAAGGGCGACACGGGUGGAACUCCUUGUGGCCAGCCAAGAGUCCUCCGCUAAAGCACUCUCCCACCGCGGCUGGGGGGUUGGGAAGAGCUCCGAAGAGCUUUGGGCAGACGUUUAUGCUGAGCGCGGAUUCCUUUCACAAGCGCAAUCGCAUCCUCACGAGGCAAUCGAACAUUUCGAGGAAGCUCUAACACGCUUUCCUGAUCACCCCAAGGCCACCGUUGGCUUGGCUAACCUUCUUCUGGAUGUAUGGGAGCAAAAGAUACCGUCCGAGCCGGCACAUUCUACCCUUGAGUUUGACCUCUCUGCACUCUCCUUGCUGUCCGAGCAUAAUAAGUCGGCCCAUUUAGGGGAGAAAGCAGCUACAGAUGCCCAAGGUGGAAUCCUGUCCUUGCCGGUUUCUAGUGACGAUGAGCCGAAAUAUCUCAACCGCCUUGCAGCACGCGAUCGAGCCUAUGCUCUUCUCUCGGCCUUGACGAAACUUGGUAGUUCGUGGGACAACUCCGAGGCCUGGUUUGCCCUUGCGCGUGCCUAUGAAGCCAGCGGACAGGUUGAAAAGCUCAAGGAAGUCCUUUGGUGGUGCGUUGAACUAGAGGACCGCAGACCUCUUCGUCACUGGUCAAAUAUUGGUUCCAAUGUAUAUGUUCUCUAA
Penicilliopsis zonata CBS 506.65 is the source of this 3498-nucleotide messenger RNA. RefSeq lists its product as hypothetical. The coding region runs from base 1 to 3498 and encodes 1165 amino acids. Gene Ontology annotation, molecular function: protein binding. Lineage: Eukaryota; Fungi; Ascomycota; Eurotiomycetes; Eurotiales; Aspergillaceae. The transcript has 5 exons. The record is from RefSeq and is a predicted model, not a curated record.